AGGGCCUCUGCCUGCUGUCGCUGCUGGUGACGGAGAGCGGCGCGGAGACCUUCGCCCAGAACUGCCUGGGGUGGCUGCGCAGCCUCCAGCACCUGCUCCAGUCCCAGGAUCCGCCUGCCACCAUGGAGCUGGCCGUCCCGGUUCUCCGGGAUCUCUUACGCUAUUCCGCCCAGCUGCCCGAAGUGGCCCGGGACAUCGGCACCAACCACAUUCCCGGACUCCUCACCUCCUUGCUGGCCCUCAAACCGGAGUGCCAGCUGCCCGUCCUGGAAGGAUGCCAGGCGUGCAUGAGCUUUUAUCCCCGAGCCUGUGGCUCCUUGCGAGGCAAAUUGGCCACCUAUUUCCUGUCUUGCAUGGAUGUCGAAACGCCUCACCUGCAGCAGUUGGCCUGCGAGUGCUACGCGCUCCUGCCUUCCCUGGGCGCAGGAUUCGCACAGGGGCUCAAGUACCGGGAGUCGUGGGAGCAGCAAGCACAUUCUCUGGUGGCCACCCUGCACCGCCUCCUGGGCAGGCUGUACGAGGGGGCCGAGACGG
This is a messenger RNA of Notechis scutatus (mainland tiger snake), 534 nucleotides long. The record is from RefSeq and is a predicted model, not a curated record. Lineage: Eukaryota; Metazoa; Chordata; Lepidosauria; Squamata; Elapidae.